Molecule: messenger RNA, 1437 nt
Organism: Penicillium chermesinum
Lineage: Eukaryota; Fungi; Ascomycota; Eurotiomycetes; Eurotiales; Aspergillaceae
Product: translocon subunit SEC61
Exons: 5
Coding region: 1-1437 (478 amino acids)
Biological process (GO): SRP-dependent cotranslational protein targeting to membrane, translocation; post-translational protein targeting to membrane, translocation
Cellular component (GO): membrane; Sec61 translocon complex
Molecular function (GO): signal sequence receptor activity; transmembrane protein transporter activity; ribosome binding
Source: RefSeq, a predicted model, not a curated record
AUGAGCGGCCUUCGCUUCCUUGACCUGAUCAAGCCCUUCACGCCCCUCCUCCCGGAGGUGGCAGCUCCUGAGACCAAGGUGCCAUUCAACCAGAAGUUGAUGUGGACGGGUUUGACUCUUCUCAUCUUCUUGGUCAUGAGCCAACUUCCCCUGUACGGUAUCGUGUCCUCCGACACCUCAGACCCCCUGUACUGGCUUCGCAUGAUGCUGGCCAGUAACCGUGGUACAUUGAUGGAAUUGGGUAUCACUCCUAUCAUCUCUUCCGGCAUGGUGUUCCAGCUUCUUGCCGGUACCCACCUCAUCGAUGUCAACCUUGACCUGAAGACCGAUCGUGAGCUCUACCAGACUGCUCAGAAGCUCUUCGCCAUCAUCAUCUCCUUCGGCCAGGCCUGUGUUUAUGUCCUGACUGGUCUCUACGGCCAACCCAGCGACCUUGGUGCCGGUAUCUGUGUUCUUCUGAUUGUCCAGCUGGUUGUUGCUGGUCUGGUCGUCAUUCUCCUCGAUGAGCUGCUGCAGAAGGGCUACGGUCUUGGCAGCGGUAUCUCCCUCUUUAUCGCGACCAACAUUUGCGAGUCCAUUGUCUGGAAGGCUUUCUCUCCCACCACUAUUAACACAGGUCGUGGCCCUGAGUUCGAGGGUGCCAUCAUUGCCCUCUUCCACCUGCUCCUGACCUGGGACAACAAGCAGCGUGCCCUGUACGAGGCUUUCUACCGCCAGAACCUCCCCAACGUUAUGAACCUUCUGGCCACCCUCGUCGUCUUCGCCGCUGUUAUCUACCUCCAGGGAUUCCGUGUUGAGAUUCCCGUUAAAUCCUCCCGCCAGCGUGGUAUGCGCGGCUCCUACCCCGUCCGUCUCUUCUACACUUCCAACAUGCCUAUCAUGCUCCAGUCCGCGCUGUGCUCCAACAUCUUUUUGAUCAGCCAGAUGCUGUACUCUCGCUUCUCCGACAACAUUCUGGUUCAACUUCUCGGCGUUUGGGAGCCCCGCGAGGGAUCUGCCCAGCUCUACGCUGCCUCUGGCAUCGCUUACUACAUGUCUCCCCCUCUGAACUUCAAGGAGGCUCUCCUUGACCCCAUCCACACUGCUGUGUACAUUGUCUUCAUGCUUGUUGCCUGCGCGCUGUUCUCCAAGACCUGGAUUGAGGUUUCUGGCUCCGCUCCCCGUGACGUUGCCAAGCAGCUCAAGGACCAGGGUCUUGUCAUGUCCGGCCACCGUGAGCAGAGCAUGUACAAGGAACUCAAGCGUGUGAUUCCCACCGCCGCCGCUUUCGGUGGUGCUUGCAUUGGUGCCCUUUCCGUUGCUUCUGACCUUCUGGGUGCCCUGGGCAGCGGAACCGGUAUCCUUCUUGCUGUGACUAUCAUCUAUGGUUAUUUCGAAAUUGCUGCCCGCGAGGGUGACAUUGGCGGCGGCCUGAAGGGUCUCGUCCCCGGCAACUAA